CUUCUUUUUUUCGGACCACAGUGACUGCGAUCAGAUAAGAGGUUCAAGCUGACACAUUCCUCUGCAGUUUGCAACUGAAUCUAGGCUACAUUGUGGAUGAUGGAUUGCUCAGAGGAGGUUCAGUCUGUGUGUGAAGAGCCCAGCACUCAAAUGGAGCUUAAAAAGGGAAUGUCAGUUUUCAUUGAUAUUUUACGGAGGGCUGAUAAAAACGAUGACGGGAAGCUGUCUUUUGAUGAGUUUAGAUCCUACUUCUCUGAUGGAGUCCUGACAGCUGAGGAGCUGAAGGAGCUCUUCCACACAAUCGACACCCACAACACAGAUAAUUUGGACACGGAUGAACUCUGUGAGUACUUCUCCCAGCACCUUGGAGAAUAUGAGAAUGUUCUUGCUGCCUUAGAAGAUCUGAACAUGUCCAUACUGAAGGCGAUGGACAAAACAAAGAAGGAUUACCAGGAGUCCACCCACCUGGAGCAGUUUGUGACCCGCUUCCUGCUGAAGGAGACGACCAAUCAGCUUCACUCGCUUCAAAGCUCGCUCGAGUGCGCCAUGGAAACCACAGCCGAGCAGACUCGCCAAGAGAAACAGGGCCCUCUGAAGCCAGAAGGUUUGUCCAUCCAGUGGUCGGGCCGUCGCUCUAAUCGAAGGCUUCAGAGGAACAGCAGCCUCUCUCCCAACAACCCUCUCCUCAGCCUCGUCAAUUCAGGUGUUUAUGAUGAAGACAGCCAGUGGAUGAUUCAGGUCAACAGACUCCAGAAGCUUAUCGACCGUCUAGAACAAAAGGAAGUUCGUCUGGAGCCUGUCGAAGAAGAGGUCUUGGAGAGCAAAUCGCACAUCCUAAUAGUCCAGAGGCAGCUGUCGGUGCUGGAGGAGGAGCUGGAGGAGUUUCGCUUGGCUCUCAGACAGUACAUGGACUGUGCCUGUGCUCAGACUGGAUGUCUACACAUCGCAGUUCAGCGGCUGGCAAAUGAAUCACGCUUCAUUCUCUAUGAAUUCUGGGAGCACAACAAUGUGUGGAAGAAUCACCUACAGACCAACUACAGUAAAACCUUCCAGAGGGGGAACGUGGACUUUCUGGAGACCCCUGAGAACAUCACCACCAUGCUGGUUCCCGCCUCGUGGUGGGUCCUGAACAACAACUGAAAGUGGACCCUCCAUCGAUCGACACCGGUGGGUGCAAAGAGCAGUCGCUUGUCAACACAUCAGGACGUCCACAGCAGCAGCACUCACACACACACGCACGCACAAAUACAGACACACACACACACAAACACACGCAUCAACUUGACACAACUUGUGAAGUCAUGGUGAUUAGUAUUGAUUUUAAGACCUCCAUGUUCCUUCAUAGUUAGCUGGUAGCUGAAAUAGCCCCACGCGUGUUUGUUCACACUCCUCGACGACGCUCUGGCAUCCUGAAAGCAAUGACUUCAUCAGACGGUGGCCCAUCUGAUGAUCUGACAUCAUCACUGUGUUUGAUGUGACAUCAUCUGCAGCCCGGGGUGGGGGGGUGGGGGUUCCAUGAGAGCGUGUGUGUGUGCGCGCUUAUGUAACUAUGUUUGUGAGGAUCAGUGUUUGGCUUCACUUUCUGGCUUUAGGUUCACAUCAGGGUUUGGGCGUUUACAUAUCAUGGUUUAGGGGAAAUCUGUUAUGUCAAUUACUGCCCUCACAAAAAUAGCCAUACAAAUGUAUGCGUGCGUGAAAAAGAGGGGUCGAGGCACAGAGAGAGAUGUAUAAUUGUUUCAAUUGUAGCAGCUCUGGGGAGCUCAUUAAACCAUAAUUCAGUUGUUUCUGUAUUUAAUGUGUCAGAUAAAUAAAGAUGAUAUUGUUGCGUA
Messenger RNA from Acanthochromis polyacanthus (spiny chromis), 1829 nucleotides. It is a transcript of the gene necab1, whose product is annotated as N-terminal EF-hand calcium binding protein 1. Gene Ontology annotation, cellular component: cytoplasm. The transcript is spliced from 13 exons. Gene Ontology annotation, biological process: regulation of amyloid precursor protein biosynthetic process. The record is from RefSeq and is a predicted model, not a curated record. Gene Ontology annotation, molecular function: calcium ion binding. The coding region runs from base 97 to 1140 and encodes 347 amino acids. NCBI's taxonomy places the organism in Eukaryota, Metazoa, Chordata, Actinopteri, Pomacentridae.